Messenger RNA from Dendrobium catenatum, 758 nucleotides. RefSeq lists its product as uncharacterized. The record is from RefSeq and is a predicted model, not a curated record. NCBI's taxonomy places the organism in Eukaryota, Viridiplantae, Streptophyta, Magnoliopsida, Asparagales, Orchidaceae. The transcript has a single exon. Bases 208 to 645 code for a protein of 145 amino acids.
AAGAAAGAUUUGGACAAUCGUUUAAGCCCUGAUCUAUAUUACGCUCUUCUUCUAUACGUGACUGAAAAGGGACCUCCUGGCCCCUCUAAGCUUUUCAAAUUACCCAUCUAGCGACUUGGGAUCGUCGGCGCUGGAGCUAGGGUUAGGGUUCUACGAUUCCUCUCGUUUCCCAUCACCGUUUCAGCUUCCUAUUCCCUGCAGUAGAACAUGAGGGUUCACCCUACCCCGAGGAAGCGGAACAUGGCCUUUGGCCCGGCGUCGCCGGCGGUGUCGGCCACCGGCCGGCUCAAGAAGCUCCGUCGACUUCCCCACGUCUUCAGCAAGGUACUUGAGCUUCCAUUCUGUGCUGACGCUGACGUCCAUGUGGAGGAGGAACCCACCGGUUUCCGGUUCAUUGCAACGGCGAUCGGCGUCAGUGCCAGCUUUCGCACCCAAUUCAUCGAGAUUCACCCUGGUAUUAUGAAGCUGGUUGUUCGGAAUAAUGAAGCAGGCGAUGUUGGAUUCGAGGAAGAGGAGCUUCAGCUUGAUCGAUGGAGAGUCCGGCUGCCCGCGUCAACUCGGCCGGCGCUCGCGACGGCCGAGUGUAUCCGUGGUGAGCUCAUUGUUAGGGUUCCGAAAGGGGCGGGGAUAGAUGAGGGAGGAUAGUUUUUGAAGGUAUCUAAUGGGAAUGUCUCUGGCGGCGGCGUGAUUCUGCCGGAUUUGUACAGUGAAGAAUUGCAGUUUUUCUUCUAUAUUCCUCUUCCUAAGCGAUUCGUCAA